GGACUCCUUCAAUUUACAAGCAGUACAUGCACUUGCACUGACGUCAAUGGAGCGGUCUUGGAUGUAUAUAAACAUUCGGCAAGGAGCUAUCGAGUCAAAUCUCCAUCAAGCAGGACUUUUCUGAUAGAGUUCUGGGUUCUUCCGUUGAAGCUUGUGUGGAAAACGGUGUGAUAAUCUUCUACAGGGAAUUUAACCUAGAAUAUUCAACAGCAUCCAGCAUGAAGGCAACUCUUUUGGUUUUGCUAAUAGUCAGUAUAUUACUAGUGUCUCAUAUUCCUCCCGGUGUCUGCCGUCCUAUGGGAACGAAUACCUUUAAACAUCAUGGUUACAAGAUCCAGGAUGACCACGGCUUGGUAAAGGCUGCUGAUAAUGUCAUGUCCUACCUCGUGGGAGAAAAGCUGCUUAAGUAUUUGGAAAGAAACCCCAGAUUUCAUAAAAACCUCUCUCAACUACUUCCUGGCAAUGUUCGGUUUGUGAAAGCCCUGUCCACGAAAAGCUUGCCUCAUCCCACACACAACAUCCAGGUGGUCGAUGGAGGAGAGCCCUCAAGGGAGGUCAAGCUCGAAGACUUGUCAGAGCUCGCAAAGAGGGCCGAAGACCCUCCCAUCUCUAUAGAUCUCACAUUCCACCUCUUGAGAAACAUGAUUGAGAUUGCAAGGAUCGAAAGCCAGAAGGAACAGGCAGAGAUGAAUCGCAAAUAUUUGGAUGAGGUUGGCAAAUGAUAAUGUCAAUGUAGGAAAAAAAAGGUUCUCACUAACGAGCCAUUAGCCACAGCACUACCAUGAACAUGCCCAUAGUUUGACAUUUGUUUAUGUUAAUCUUAUUGCUAAGCCUAACGCUAUACACCAUGUUCAUUAUAUUAGCUUCAGUGACGCUUUUUGUGGAAAUUGGUGUGCAUUAAGGUGGGCUUUGAUUUUGGGGGUGAAUAUGAAACACAUGUCAGACAUUUGCAUUAAAUAUUAUAUUUGCAUUUAUUUUAGAGGGAAAAAAGGGUAGGUUAUAUUAAAAAUGUAAUUUAAAAAAAAGUAAACAUGUAGUAGAUGUUAUGUUAAGAAUUAAGCACCUCAUUUGGCAAGUUUUGUUUUUACUGAUUAACAGCAGAGCUGGAAAAUAUAUAUAUUUCCAGGAUCCGGGUUCUAGUAAGAACAUUGGAAUCUGGUCUGUAAAAUAGAAGUAACGUUGCUAAUGCAUUUUUACUUAAUUAUUAAGUUAAAAAAAAGCUAGCCCCAGGUAGAAAAUGCAGUAUAACUAUUCCAAGUUUAGUUUUGUCUUAAACAAUAGGUGUGGGAGACAGGCACAAUAAGUAAAAUACAAACUACAACAUUUAAAUGAUGCCAUAUAUACAUUUUCAAAGUGUUUCAUUCCAGCUCUUUUUGUUAAGUAACCAACCUUUUUAGACCCUCACAUUGACGUGUGAAUGAAAAUAUGUUGCUAUUAAUAUCCCUUGAAAAAUGGGCAUUAUCAGUCUGUAUUUUAUAUAGUGAAAUACAUGGCAAAAAACAACGUACCCUGUCCUAUAAAUGGUAGCCAAUGUGAAACUGUGUGUCCUCAAUUUGUCUGUUGCAUUUUGAUUAACAAUCCUAACUUUUGCACCUGGUUGUACAAUUUUAGUCAGGUUUCACAAUGUAUACCCCUUAGAUUUAAGCUUUUAAAAUUAUGUUUUAAAACAGCAGUAUAGUUUGAAGGUGGUGCAAAACUAUGUAAUGAUUCUUUAAUGUUUUCCUUACCCCUCUCUAUACAGUAUACUGUGGAUGGCAUGAGUAUUUUACAACUUGGGAGGUGAUAUACUUGAAAGAUAUGGCUUAAAAUGUAAGGCCAGCACAAAUGUGCUUUCCUUAAUCAAACACACAAUGUAUACAGAACCUAGGAACAUUAUUCAGUGGUGGAAUGGUUAGAAGACCAUUAAUUAUUACAUUUCCAAAGUGAUUAAAAGGUGUUUAAACACUAAUGAAGUCUUUUUCUUCUUACUGCAACCACUGUACGGUCUCCUCUGACAGCUUGAAAUGUCCUUAUGCUGUCGUUUCUAAGGGUUGCAGGUUUGAAUAGUUGUUAAGAUGCAUAGGCUGUUUCGUUCUAGAAUUGUAAAUGGGUGUGAUGUAUGGUAGUGCCUAUGGCUUCCUGGUGAGACUUGAACAAAUUCAUUUCAAACUCCAUAUCCAUCCCUUUGCCCUAAGCCACUAACUAUCUUUCCACCAAACCAAUGCACUAUUCAGAUGUCUAAAGCAUGCUUGUAUAAAAAAAAAAGUAAUACAGUUUGUGAAUUGUUUUACUGAAACAUAAUAAAUAUUCAUAAACAGUUGUUUAGCAGUAAAGAAAAGCUUUUUUGCCAUUUAUAUUUUGUAAUAAAAAAAAUCUGAAAGAAAUGUCUGUCGACUCUGUCAAAAUCACUUAAAUUAGGGCACUGUAAUAAAGGAAAUUAUUUCUGCUUUACUGAUCAGGAUAUAAGCAUGUCAUCUGUCUGUUAAUAUAUGCUAGAGUGUGCUUUAUUGUGGGACGUAGGGGCAACAAAACAAAUA
Polyodon spathula (Mississippi paddlefish) is the source of this 2516-nucleotide messenger RNA. RefSeq names its product UI-like. The record is from RefSeq and is a predicted model, not a curated record. NCBI's taxonomy places the organism in Eukaryota, Metazoa, Chordata, Actinopteri, Acipenseriformes, Polyodontidae. The coding region runs from base 219 to 722 and encodes 167 amino acids. Gene Ontology annotation, molecular function: hormone activity. The transcript is spliced from 2 exons. Gene Ontology annotation, cellular component: extracellular region.